AGGAAUCCUCCGGUGCACGUUGGGGUGAUAAGGCAGCAGUGCGUUGCAGGCGAUGUCCUUGGAGGUGACCGGGCCGACCACAGGGAUGGUACUAGAGCUCUAUGUCUCGGAUCGAGAGGGAAAUGAUGCUACAGGUGAUGGAACCAAGGAGAAACCUUUUAAAACAGGUCUAAAGGCUUUGAUGACGGUAGGAAAAGAGCCCUUUCCCACCAUUUACAUAGAUUCACAAAAAGAAAAUGAGAGGUGGGAUGUUAUUUCUAAAUCACAGAUGAAGAACAUUAAAAAAAUGUGGCAUAGGGAACAAAUGAAGAGUGAAUCCCGGGAAAAGAAAGAGGCAGAAGACAAUUUGCGAAGAGAAAAGAACCUGGAAGAAGCAAAGAAAAUUACCAUCAAAAACGAUCCAAGUCUCCCAGAGCCAAAAUGUGUGAAGAUUCAUGCACUGGAAGGAUACAGAGGCCAAAGAGUAAAGGUAUUUGGCUGGGUCCACAGGCUGCGUAGGCAAGGAAAGAAUUUAAUGUUCCUAGUGUUGCGGGAUGGUACGGGUUAUCUUCAAUGUGUCUUGUCGGAUGACUUGUGUCAGUGUUACAAUGGAGUAGUCUUGGCCACCGAGAGUAGCAUUGCAGUCUAUGGGAUGCUAAAUCUGACUCCAAAGGGCAAGCAGGCUCCCGGUGGCCAUGAGCUGAGCUGUGACUUCUGGGAACUGAUCGGGUUGGCCCCUGCCGGAGGAGCUGAUAACCUGAUCAACGAGGAGUCGGAUGUUGAUGUCCAGCUCAACAACCGACACAUGAUGAUCUGGGGAGAAAACAUGUCCAAGAUCCUGAAAGCACGUUCCGUGGUCACUAGGUGCUUUCGAGAUCACUUCUUUGAUAGGGGAUACUAUGAAGUUACUCCUCCAACGUUAGUGCAAACACAGGUGGAAGGUGGUGCUACGCUCUUCAAGCUGGACUAUUUUGGGGAAGAGGCAUUUUUGACUCAGUCCUCUCAGUUGUACCUCGAGACCUGCAUUCCGGCUCUGGGAGAUGUGUUUUGUAUUGCACAGUCAUACCGGGCGGAACAGUCCAGAACACGAAGGCACCUGGCUGAAUACACACACGUGGAAGCAGAGUGCCCUUUCCUGACCUUUGAGGAGCUCCUGAAUCGAUUGGAGGACUUGGUUUGUGAUGUGGUGGACAGAGUCUGGAAAUCACCUGCAGCAAGCAUAGUGCGCGACCUCAACCCGAACUUCAAGCCCCCCAAACGGCCUUUUAAGCAAAUGAACUAUUCAGAUGCUAUUGUGUGGCUGAAAGAACACAACAUAAAGAAAGAAGAUGGAACUUUCUAUGAAUUUGGAGAGGAUAUCCCAGAAGCUCCUGAGAGACUGAUGACGGACACCAUUAAUGAGCCCAUCUUGCUAUGUCGAUUUCCCGUAGAGAUCAAGUCCUUCUACAUGCAGCGAUGUCCUGAGGAUUCCCGCCUUACAGAAUCUGUGGAUGUGUUGAUGCCAAAUGUUGGUGAGAUUGUGGGAGGCUCAAUGCGUAUCUGGGAUAGUGAAGAAAUGCUGGCGGGUUAUAAAAGGGAAGGGAUUGACCCCACUCCCUACUACUGGUACACAGAUCAGAGAAAAUACGGCACAUGUCCUCAUGGCGGAUAUGGCUUGGGCUUGGAACGAUUCUUGACCUGGAUUCUGAAUAGGUAUCACAUCCGAGACGUAUGCUUAUACCCACGAUUUGUCCAGCGUUGCAAACCAUAACUGAUUCCUCCAGAAACAUUAAGCAAAGAAUACAGUUUAUGAAAGGAACAGACUGCCUCUUUCAAAAAAAAAGCCAAAAUCUUCCCUUUUUUAUUCCAUUCAUGUUUAUCUAUUUCUUUUUUCUCUACCACCAAAAGCAAUCCAAAUCAUUUGAAUAUCAAGUAACAUCCAUAUUGUCUUUGGUUUUUUUUGGUAUUGUCAUUUAAAAAAACAAUAUCCAUCAGAAAGUUUGGGGGAAACAUGUGGCAUGUAACACUACAGUUAUAAAUCCAUUUCAGCAUUUUUAUCUAAUUAUAGGUUAUAAUUUUUGCAUCAUUUAUGCCGCAUAUAUACUUAAACAGGUUUUAAUUAUGGACUAAGACAUUCCAGUAACUUAAUCGUUUCGUCCUGUUAAGUGUAACUGGAAUUCUUUAAUUUAUGUCAUUUUAUUGUAUCCAUGAGUUAGAACAUCUUGGGGGAAAAUUAACAGUGUGGUGUAAAAAUCUGCUAGUAUUAGAACAAUGUGAUUCAAUAAUAGAUACUGGAAUCAAACACACUUUUGCAUUGGUUAUUAAUCUUUUCUAAUUGUGUAGAGCUGCUUAUAAUUCUGAAGCAUAUGAAUUGGUGUGGAAGAAUUUGUAAAAAUGGAAUUGCCCUAAACAAUUUGAAGCUACGGCAAAAAAAAAUUUUUUUUUUUUGCUUCCUAGCGUUAGGUUAAGCUAAAGAGGCAGUGAGCUUCCCUCUUUCCUGGUAAUUUCUAAGUAAUUAAGAAUAAAUAAAUUCCGAAAGAAUUUGCAGCUGGAAUCUUAAUGACAAUUGUACGUGGCUGUCUGAGUCUUCCCACACUGUGUCUUUAGAUCUAAUCUGUGUUACCUUAUUAACUCCUAGCAGGCUUAUUGAAUGCCUUCAUUUCAGAUUUGGUUAAUUUCUCUCCCAAAAUGCAUGUCAUGUAUUCUCAAUAGGCUGUAUUCCCAGCAAUCAAUAAAUGGACACACAUAAAAAC
This is a messenger RNA of Herpailurus yagouaroundi (jaguarundi), 2711 nucleotides long. Its product is annotated as asparagine--tRNA ligase, cytoplasmic. NCBI's taxonomy places the organism in Eukaryota, Metazoa, Chordata, Mammalia, Carnivora, Felidae. Bases 53 to 1729 code for a protein of 558 amino acids. Gene Ontology annotation, molecular function: nucleic acid binding; asparagine-tRNA ligase activity; ATP binding. Gene Ontology annotation, biological process: asparaginyl-tRNA aminoacylation. Gene Ontology annotation, cellular component: cytoplasm. The transcript has a single exon. The record is from RefSeq and is a predicted model, not a curated record.